This is a messenger RNA of Pezoporus flaviventris, 763 nucleotides long. RefSeq names its product gastrokine 2 (gene GKN2). The coding region runs from base 54 to 596 and encodes 180 amino acids. Lineage: Eukaryota; Metazoa; Chordata; Aves; Psittaciformes; Psittacidae. The transcript is spliced from 6 exons. The record is from RefSeq and is a predicted model, not a curated record. Gene Ontology annotation, biological process: regulation of cell population proliferation.
GGCUUUUCCUGCAUUCUUCCUUUCUGCAGCCUCUUGGUCUUAUCUGGAGGAAAAUGAACGGGCUUGCUGCAGUCCUCGUCCUGCUGGGAGUCUUCUGGACUCAGACUUCGGCACUGGACACCUUUGUCCUGCAAGAACCUGAGAAUGGCUAUGUCACUGGGACGAUGACUAUCGACAAUGAGAACAGGAUUGCUGAUGUCCAUGUCCGUUCUGGCAUGUACUCCUCUGAUACCAUUUUUGACUACUCACGUGGGUACAUUGCAACGAGGCUGUUCUCACGGAAUGCCUGCUUCAUCAUGAAGAUAAACAGGGAAGACAUCCCAGAGCUGGAAGAAAUCGGACGCCAGGCCUUUGAGAGACAGGCUAUGAGAAAAGUGUACUCUCCAAACAAUGUGUGGGUACAGUUCCAACCUGGCAAUUCCAUGUUUGGCCGUGCCAGAGACUGGCUUGUCUAUGGGAGACCCAUUGAGCAGCUCUGCGCGGGUCUGCCCCUCUACCAGCUUGAAAGCACCAGCCCACGAGAGAAUGUCAAUGGCUGUGCCAGUGCUGGAAUUCCAAGCAUUCUGGGCAUGAAGAUCUGUGAAAGAAUCAAUUAGUCUCUAUCCUGGCAAUUCUGCUGCACGGAAACACCUUGUUUCUUUGCAUGCUUUUGUGAUGGUAGCCACAUCCUCCAAUUGGAACAAAACAGGGUGUUAGACUCAACUUGCCUACCCAAAGCUGGGCAAGCCUCUGAUAUACAAAUAAAGAUAAUGCAGUAAUUAAA